This is a messenger RNA of Lachancea sp. 'fantastica', 1020 nucleotides long. NCBI's taxonomy places the organism in Eukaryota, Fungi, Ascomycota, Saccharomycetes, Saccharomycetales, Saccharomycetaceae. The record is from the annotation of a GenBank genome assembly.
AUGCAAGAGGAUAUUUUUGUUCCUAAUGGCGAAGACACAUGUGUAAGACUGACACUUGUGAGUACGUUUCAGGAAAUAUCUCAAGUUUGCAAAUAUGUCAGCUCGAUCCAGGAUACAUUUUCUGUGGAGCUAGAAAGCUGUGAAACUAUUACGCAGAAUCUGAAGAUGAGCUGUGUGUCGCAUGGAGCAAACUGCAAAAAUUGUCCAUUGUUAAUCCUGGAAUAUGACCAAAACUCCCGAAAUUAUGCUUUGUGGAAAUCCUCGGGCGGUGAAUGGGCGCUUGGGACUACGCUGGCUCGUUUUCUGGCUCCGCACUCCACAUGUAGGUCAAAAAUGAAGCUAAACUUGGCAAAAUUGGAAUCGUAUUUCGAAACUUGUCAAAUUUCCGCCAAGCACGACCGAAAGUUUUUGAUCGAAACAUUACAGAAGCUGAACAUUGAUUGGCAAGAGGUCCCGUUUGAUUUCCAAGUUUUCCAAGAAGAAUUGACCCAAUCGAUCGAGUCCCAAAUUCAUGAAAAAUCGCCACAAUCCCAAGAAUCCCAAGAACCCCAAGAAUCCCAAAAAUGUCAAAAAUCCAAAGAAUCUCAAAAACCGCAAAACUAUAUCGAGCUGGUCUCUCCCUUACAAUACAAAAGUCUUAUCACUAUGGCAGUGCUCAAAACCCAAGUCCGGACCAGCCAAAGAAGACUCGAGACAGAUCUGCAUGCAUACGAUAAGCGCAUGCGAGCUCUUGAAGGCGAAGAAAUUGAUUUUAAAUCGACGAAGGAACCGCAGGCCCGUGACAGUCGAGAAGCAUCGAUUUUUUCUGAUACUACCCUCAACUCUGGCUCGCCUAUUGACGACGAAUAUGCCAUAUCUUCACGGCAGCUCAUGACUAAUUUCAAUGAGCACUUUAAAGGCAUAGCAGAAAGCUUUGAAACGUUUGACGUGCAGAAAAGCGCUCCGCGUACUGUCCGUAAGUGGAAAGUCGGCAAACCUGUCAAGAACAGCAAGUCCGAUUCCAAAGGGCUGAGAGCAUGA